This is a messenger RNA of Bicyclus anynana (squinting bush brown), 1863 nucleotides long. RefSeq lists its product as uncharacterized. Bases 118 to 945 code for a protein of 275 amino acids. The record is from RefSeq and is a predicted model, not a curated record. The transcript has 8 exons. Lineage: Eukaryota; Metazoa; Arthropoda; Insecta; Lepidoptera; Nymphalidae.
UCAGUGGAAUACUCGUAGUGUAUUAGAACGUACGUCGCAAUUGCAUUUAAAUAAUAUUAUUUUAUAUAUAUUAUAUUUGUAUUAAUUCCGUCUUGCGAUCGUGUUUACGAUUUCAUAAUGAACAAUCGAUGUUUUUUAUAUUUUUUAAUUUUUGGGUCAUUUUUUAUAAGCGAUUCUUUGAGUUGUGCAGGAAACCCAAAUUUCUGCGGUUGGUUGCAGACUGGAUGGUAUAACAGACUAUCAGGCCCAGACGAAUCCUUAUUAAUUGCUUCCUUAAGGAAUGAGAACGGCUCCGUGAUUCUGUUGUCUCCUUCCUACAAUCGUGAUCUGACUGAAAGGGGUUGUUUCUCCUCCAGUUUUGAUAUCGUAAAAUUGGGAGGAUUUACAUUCCGUAUAUACCAAGUACCAGAAAAUUUGACAUAUGAGCAGUUGCUUCAGAACAACGAAACAAGAAAGGACUACAUACUUUUUGAGAUCACGACAAGGAUACAUGAAGACGAACUUUUUGAUUUCAACUCUGAUACGUUACGCUUUGACCCUGUGAUGUCACUUAAGAAAUUUGAUCAUGACUUUCAGAUCAUCAUAGAAGUGAUAAACCUCGGUGACAAGGUUCUAAAUACGAUAAUAAAAAACGUCACUAUACUACAAGAAGACCACUGCACUGCAGAUGAACUGACCCCCAACAACCCAUAUCCAGACCAAUUACAAUAUUAUAUAUACACAAGAAAUACAACAACUCCGCCGGUGACAACAACAACAGCCCAACCGAGAAAAGAAGUUAAAGAUUCCGUAACAUCAGGGAUAACAACAGAUCCACCAGCAACGUCAACCUCGUCACCAAAAACAAUAGACAUGGUCUUUCCUUCAACAAAAAUGCAAUUUCCACCAGGCCUUAACGGUCUUCAACCAAAAGUAGUCGAGUGGAUUGUCCGAGCACAUUAUUAAACGGACGGGGAGACCAAGAGCUUAGCAUCGUUUCCUUACCCUUAUCACACUUAAAUGGGGUCGUAAAAUAUGUCAAUCUUUUCCAUUCGUCUCGAAUUACUCGUCAACUCAUCAUUCGCUCCUUUUACACACAUGUCCUCUUCCACACAAUCCAACCAUCUCUUCUUUGGCCGUCAUCUCCUCUUAUGUCCUUCCACCUGCACAUUCAACAUUUUUCUAGUAAUAUGACUUUCCUCCCUACGCAUUACAUGUCCAUACCAAGCUAACCUUCUACUCCUCAAUUUUUCUGUCACUGGCGCCACCUUCAGACUUCCUCUUAUAUACUCAUUCCUUAUUUUAUCUAUUCUUGUCACACCACACAUAUCAACAUACGCAUUUCGUUCACAUGCAUUCGUUUACUAUUCGUCCCUUUCUCCGCCCAACAUUCUGAUCCAUACAGCACGACAGGUCUUACAACCGUUUUGUAUAUUUUACCCAUGGAGACCAAGAGCCUAGCACGGUACAGAAAACAAUAAAUGACGAAAAAUCGUUUAUUUUCAUUAGAAUUCACAGUUUUUAAGAGCUUUUGCAACUGUGAAUUUUAUUUUUUGUUGAAAUCGUGCAUUUUUAGUAUGUACACGACACACUUUUUUAUAUAGGCUGGGCCUAUAUAAAAAAGUAUAAGUUAGCUUAAGCACUUAAUGUUCUGUGGUUACAGAGAUAUACAGAGACUAUAUUACCCAUAUGGUACUUUUUCUGUCAUCAUCAUCUUCAUCAUCAUUAUCAGCCUAUUAUAACGGCCCACUAUAUAGCCAUUUUUAAUAUUUGAGCGGUAAUUAAAUAAUUUUAACCAAUGGCGAAUGUUAAUAUGUACGCUAAAUCACUUGCAACUUUGUCACAAUAAAGCUUUUAUACAGAUACACUAAUCAUUUUUUAUUU